UCUUUGCAGGGUUUGGUACCAAAGAGUUCAUGAAAACUCUUGCUGCUGGUAUUGAUAUAAUUAUGAGUUCAUGGAAAUUCUUUGAUUUAGCUAGCAAGCAGGGCACAAAGCUACUUGACCUGACUGUAAUUAUCAUUCUGGCUCCCACUGCUUCAUUUCCACAUCUGGCUGCAGAAGACCGAGCUGCAACAUAUGGAGCUGACUCUUAUCUCACUAAAACAAAAGAUGUAUUUAGUAGUAUUGUUGAAAAGGGUUAUGUUCUAGGUAAAGCAUUAGCUGUUCGAACUUCCGACAAAGUUCAAAAAGUGGAUCAAAACUAUCAAGUCUCCCAGAAAAUUAAAUCGGCAGUUGCCAAAUCUGUUGUAUUCAGUAACAAAUAUGUAUCCAUAGGGGCUUCAUGGGUGACGGUCACAUUUAAUUCAAUUGCCAAGGCUGCUGCAGAGGUUACAGGUUAGCCAACAUGCUAAGGAGAAAGUGGCACUUGCCGAAUAGGAACAUAGAAGAAAAACAACUGGUAAAGAGGAACAUGGAAGAAAAACCAUGUAGUACUCUUUUGAAUUAUGCUUCCAACCCCUACAUAGGCUCAUAUAGAAUCUAGCAAUUUCUAUCCAUUCUCCCCUGCCAAUGUAUAAGGCAACUGGUAAGGUUAAUCACUUUGUAUUUUUUUUAAAAAGUUGCUUAGGACUAUUUCUUGACAGAGUUCUAUUAUUUAUAAUUACUUUUGAUUUUGCUGAUAUAUAUC
Molecule: messenger RNA, 742 nt
Organism: Daucus carota subsp. sativus
Lineage: Eukaryota; Viridiplantae; Streptophyta; Magnoliopsida; Apiales; Apiaceae
Exons: 3
Coding region: 30-455 (141 amino acids)
Source: RefSeq, a predicted model, not a curated record